AUGCACAUUCCAGCAGCCCAUGCACACCCCAGCAGCCAUGCACAUUCCAGCAGCACAUGCACACCCCAGCAGCCAUGCACAUUCCAGCAGCACAUGCACACCCCAGAAGCCCAUGCACACCCCAGCAGCCAUGCACAUUCCAGCAGCACAUGCACACCCCAGCAGCCCAUGCACACCCCAGCAGCCAUGUACCCCCCAGUCUCCUCCCGUUUACCCCCCCCCCCCUUGACCUACUUCGCCUCUUCUUUACCCUUCUUCCUCCUCCUCCAUGUGCUCCCCUCCCAUUGCUUCCAUGUCAGUCUCCUCCCGUUUACCCCCCCCCCCCUUGACCUACUUCGCCUCUUCUUUACCCUUCUUCCUCCUCCUCCAUGUGCUCCCCUCCCAUUGCUUCCAUGUCAGUCUCCUCCCGUUUACCCCCCCCCCCUUGACCUACUUCGCCUCUUCUUUACCCUUCUUCCUCCUCCUCCAUGUGCUCCCCUCCCAUUGCUUCCAUGUCAGUCUCCUCCCGUUUACCCCCCCCCCCUUGACCUACUUCGCCUCUUCUUUACCCUUCUUCCUCCUCCUCCAUGUGCUCCCCUCCCAUUGCUUCCAUGUCAGUCUCCUCCCGUUUACCCCCCCCCCCUUGACCUACUUCGCCUCUUCUUUACCCUUCUUCCUCCUCCUCCAUGUGCUCCCCUCCCAUUGCUUCCAUGUCAGUCUCCUCCCGUUUACCCCCCCCCCCUUGACCUACUUCGCCUCUUCUUUACCCUUCUUCCUCCUCCUCCAUGUGCUCCCCUCCCAUUGCUUCCAUGUCAUCUCCUCCCGUUUACCCCCCCCCCCCUUGACCUACUUCGCCUCUUCUUUACCCUUCUUCCUCCUCCUCCAUGUGCUCCCCUCCCAUUGCUUCCAUGUCAGUCUCCUCCCGUUUACCCCCCCCCCCUUGACCUACUUCGCCUCUUCUUUACCCGUCUUCCUCCUCCUCCAUGUGCUCCCCUCCCAUUGCUUCCAUGUCAGUCUCCUCCCGUUUACCCCCCCCCCCUUGACCUACUUCGCCUCUUCUUUACCCUUCUUCCUCCUCCUCCAUGUGCUCCCCUCCCAUUGCUUCCAUGUCAGUCUCCUCCCGUUUACCCCCCCCCCCUUGACCUACUUCGCCUCUUCUUUACCCUUCUUCCUCCUCCUCCAUGUGCUCCCCUCCCAUUGCUUCCAUGUCAGUCUCCUCCCGUUUACCCCCCCCCCCUUGACCUACUUCGCCUCUUCUUUACCCUUCUUCCUCCUCCUCCAUGUGCUCCCCUCCCAUUGCUUCCAUGUCAGUCUCCUCCCGUUUACCCCCCCCCCCUUGACCUACUUCGCCUCUUCUUUACCCGUCUUCCUCCUCCUCCAUGUGCUCCCCUCCCAUUGCUUCCAUGUCAGUCUCCUCCCGUUUACCCCCCCCCCCUUGACCUACUUCGCCUCUUCUUUACCCUUCUUCCUCCUCCUCCAUGUGCUCCCCUCCCAUUGCUUCCAUGUCAGUCUCCUCCCGUUUACCCCCCCCCCCUUGACCUACUUCGCCUCUUCUUUACCCUUCUUCCUCCUCCUCCAUGUGCUCCCCUCCCAUUGCUUCCAUGUCAGUCUCCUCCCGUUUACCCCCCCCCCCUUGACCUACUUCGCCUCUUCUUUACCCUUCUUCCUCCUCCUCCAUGUGCUCCCCUCCCAUUGCUUCCAUGUCAGUCUCCUCCCGUUUACCCCCCCCCCCUUGACCUACUUCGCCUCUUCUUUACCCUUCUUCCUCCUCCUCCAUGUGCUCCCCUCCCAUUGCUUCCAUGUCAGUCUCCUCCCGUUUACCCCCCCCCCCUUGACCUACUUCGCCUCUUCUUUACCCUUCUUCCUCCUCCUCCAUGUGCUCCCCUCCCAUUGCUUCCAUGUCAGUCUCCUCCCGUUUACCCCCCCCCCCUUGACCUACUUCGCCUCUUCUUUACCCUUCUUCCUCCUCCUCCAUGUGCUCCCCUCCCAUUGCUUCCAUGUCAGUCUCCUCCCGUUUACCCCCCCCCCCUUGACCUACUUCGCCUCUUCUUUACCCUUCUUCCUCCUCCUCCAUGUGCUCCCCUCCCAUUGCUUCCAUGUCAGUCUCCUCCCGUUUACCCCCCCCCCCUUGACCUACUUCGCCUCUUCUUUACCCUUCUUCCUCCUCCUCCAUGUGCUCCCCUCCCAUUGCUUCCAUGUCAGUCUCCUCCCGUUUACCCCCCCCCCCUUGACCUACUUCGCCUCUUCUUUACCCUUCUUCCUCCUCCUCCAUGUGCUCCCCUCCCAUUGCUUCCAUGUCAGUCUCCUCCCGUUUACCCCCCCCCCCUUGACCUACUUCGCCUCUUCUUUACCCUUCUUCCUCCUCCUCCAUGUGCUCCCCUCCCAUUGCUUCCAUGUCAGUCUCCUCCCGUUUACCCCCCCCCCCUUGACCUACUUCGCCUCUUCUUUACCCUUCUUCCUCCUCCUCCAUGUGCUCCCCUCCCAUUGCUUCCAUGUCAGUCUCCUCCCGUUUACCCCCCCCCCCUUGACCUACUUCGCCUCUUCUUUACCCUUCUUCCUCCUCCUCCAUGUGCUCCCCUCCCAUUGCUUCCAUGUCAGUCUCCUCCCGUUUACCCCCCCCCCCUUGACCUACUUCGCCUCUUCUUUACCCUUCUUCCUCCUCCUCCAUGUGCUCCCCUCCCAUUGCUUCCAUGUCAGUCUCCUCCCGUUUACCCCCCCCCCCUUGACCUACUUCGCCUCUUCUUUACCCUUCUUCCUCCUCCUCCAUGUGCUCCCCUCCCAUUGCUUCCAUGUCAGUCUCCUCCCGUUUACCCCCCCCCCCUUGACCUACUUCGCCUCUUCUUUACCCUUCUUCCUCCUCCUCCAUGUGCUCCCCUCCCAUUGCUUCCAUGUCAGUCUCCUCCCGUUUACCCCCCCCCCCUUGACCUACUUCGCCUCUUCUUUACCCUUCUUCCUCCUCCUCCAUGUGCUCCCCUCCCAUUGCUUCCAUGUCAGUCUCCUCCCGUUUACCCCCCCCCCCUUGACCUACUUCGCCUCUUCUUUACCCUUCUUCCUCCUCCUCCAUGUGCUCCCCUCCCAUUGCUUCCAUGUCAUCUCCUCCCGUUUACCCCCCCCCCCUUGACCUACUUCGCCUCUUCUUUACCCUUCUUCCUCCUCCUCCAUGUGCUCCCCUCCCAUUGCUUCCAUGUCAGUCUCCUCCCGUUUACCCCCCCCCCCUUGACCUACUUCGCCUCUUCUUUACCCUUCUUCCUCCUCCUCCAUGUGCUCCCCUCCCAUUGCUUCCAUGUCAGUCUCCUCCCGUUUACCCCCCCCCCCCUUGACCUACUUCGCCUCUUCUUUACCCGUCUUCCUCCUCCUCCAUGUGCUCCCCUCCCAUUGCUUCCAUGUCAGUCUCCUCCCGUUUACCCCCCCCCCCUUGACCUACUUCGCCUCUUCUUUACCCGUCUUCCUCCUCCUCCAUGUGCUCCCCUCCCAUUGCUUCCAUGUCAGUCUCCUCCCGUUUACCCCCCCCCCCUUGACCUACUUCGCCUCUUCUUUACCCGUCUUCCUCCUCCUCCAUGUGCUCCCCUCCCAUUGCUUCCAUGUCAGUCUCCUCCCGUUUACCCCCCCCCCCCUUGA
Messenger RNA from Closterium sp. Naga37s-1, 3597 nucleotides. The record is from the annotation of a GenBank genome assembly. Lineage: Eukaryota; Viridiplantae; Streptophyta; Zygnematophyceae; Desmidiales; Closteriaceae.